AUGGGCAGACAAUCAAGCUUAUUGGAAUUCUUUUCUGCCAAGAAUCUGAAUAGUAGUAAUAAUAUCAAAAAAGAAACUAUAAUUAUCUUGGAUGAUGAUGAUGAUGAUGACAAUGAUAAUGAAAAACAGAACGAAUGUCACUAUGUACAUGAGGAGAAAAAAGUGGAGAAAGUAGAUAAAGAAAUAAGCACUAAAACUCUACUAAAGAAUAAAAAUGCUGAGGCAAAUAUCACGCUCAAUAAUAACAAUAUUAAUGUAUCAAAUGAAGAUCUUUUAAUUAUUCGGCAAAAUAUAAAAUCACGGAAAAAACAACCAAACAUUACUAGAUCCACCAAGUUUAAAUCUACAAAGGAAAUUUUAAGCCUAAAAAAAACAGAUUUUAUGCUUUCUGAAAAAAAACCUAUAAAAAAAAUACUUUCAAACAAUAUUAAGCAACAGAAAAGAAAAAGAAAAAAUCUAGUUCCCCCUCACUAUAAGAUCUUAACAUUUGACAGCACACAUAAGAUAGUAGUUGAUGGUUUCAAUUAUACGUAUAAUGAUGGUGAAAUAAAACAUUUUUUUUUGUCUCAUUUCCAUUCAGAUCAUUAUAUUGGGUUAUCAAUCAAAUGGUUCACCGAUUAUGAACCAAAUGCAAUAGUUUAUUGUUCUAAAAUCACUGCAUCUUUAUUGAUUUCCAAAUUUAACAUUCCUUCAGAAAUAAGUUUAAGUAGAAUAAAACCUCUAGAAUUUAACACCUAUUACGAUAAUAUUUUUCCAAAAGAUAAGUCUUUGAAGGUUUUGCUUAUUGAUGCAAAUCAUUGCCCAGGUGCAGCUUUGUUUCAUUUCGAAUUUACCAACAAUUCUACUAGUACUAUUAAGUAUUUGCACACUGGUGAUUUUAGGUAUCAUCAUGAAAAAAUGUUUCCAUUUCUAUCGUUGCAUCACUACAAUAAGGUGUAUUUGGAUACUACGUAUUUAAAUAUAGCAUAUCAAUUUCCUAGUCAAGAAAAUGUCAUAAACGUGACCCUAAAUUUUUUAGUAAAAUAUUGCUUAGGACAGGGACAUAAUACCAUAUUCAAUGCCAAUAGCAAUAGUAAGAAUAAUAUCCAAUUAAUAUUUAAAUUGCUCAAUUAUAAUAAUAAUAAUAAUAAUAAUAAUAAAAACGGUAGCAUUAAAAAAAAGUAUAUCAUAUUUUUUGGCGGGUAUACCCUAGGCAAAGAACCUUUAAGUAUUUCUAUUGCUUCAGAAUUAAAUUGUAAUGUACUUAUUGAUAGAGAUACGUUGAGAGCCAAAAUUCCGGAUUUACAUAGAAAUUUAAAAUAUGAAAAUAUAUCUAUAGUGAAUAAUAGUGAAGGGGGCUCAAAAUCUACAGGUGCUUAUAUUCAAGAUAUUUUCGAGAACAGCAAUGGCAACUCUUUAACCAAUAAUGACGUAGUUUGCUGCAUUGUGCCCAUGCAUCAUAUUUCAAAAGGCUCCAAAUAUUUACUUGAUCAUCAUAACUUAAGAAAUUACGUAGUUGACAAGUUUGACACUUACAUAAUAGGUGUACAACCAACCGGGUGGAAUUUCUAUAAUAGGUAUGAUACUCGCAGCAAUGAUAUUAGCAAUAAUGAAAUUAAUCAUGAGCAAAUAAUCAGACGGCUACUAUGUAGUAAAAAUAAUAGUGCGGAGAAUAAUGAGCUGGUCUUUAAUGAGGAAAAACUACUGCAACAAUGUAAAAUACAACUAUCCAGUAAUAAUAGCAGUAAUACUCUAAGGAAAAAGAAAAUAAAAGAUAUAAAUGAUAGAUAUGUGAGUAUAAAAAUCCCGUAUUCUGAUCACAGUAGUUUUACCGAUUUAGUAGAAUUCGGAGUUUUCAAUAGUUGGGACCAAAUCAUACCUACGGUUUAUGACGGAGGUAAAAAUGGCGAGACGGGGAACAAAGAAAAGUUCCGAUGGUUUAAAUAUUGGAAAAUAUAUAAGAACUGUAAAAAUGCAAGAGAAACAAGAUGCUCAUAA
Saccharomycodes ludwigii is the source of this 1977-nucleotide messenger RNA. It is a transcript of the gene PSO2, whose product is annotated as DNA cross-link repair protein PSO2. The transcript has a single exon. NCBI's taxonomy places the organism in Eukaryota, Fungi, Ascomycota, Saccharomycetes, Saccharomycodales, Saccharomycodaceae. The coding region runs from base 1 to 1977 and encodes 658 amino acids. The record is from RefSeq and is a predicted model, not a curated record. Gene Ontology annotation, biological process: double-strand break repair via nonhomologous end joining; interstrand cross-link repair; protection from non-homologous end joining at telomere. Gene Ontology annotation, molecular function: damaged DNA binding; 5'-3' DNA exonuclease activity.